AGUAACAUCAAUAACUAAGAUAACUAAAAUUUUACUAAUUGGGAUGUCUUCUGUGAAGAAACCUCUUAUAUUUCGACAGUUGUUUGAUAGAGAGACAUGCACUUACACCUACUUACUGGGAUGUCCUGAGACAAGAGAAGCUGUGAUCAUUGACCCAGUGAUUGAGUUGGUUGAACGAGAUACAACCUUGAUCAAAGAACUAAAUCUGAACUUAAAAUAUGGGCUGAAUACACAUGUGCACGCUGACCAUAUCACUGGGACUGGAAAAUUAAAAGAAAACUUUCCUGGAUUUAAAUCUGUCCUUGGGAAACAUUCUGGAGGGAAAGCUGAUGUUUGUAUGGACCAUGGAGAUAAAAUCACAUUUGGAAAUCAGACCCUCGAAAGUCGCAGCACUCCUGGACACACACACGGAUGUAUGACAUAUGUUUGCCAUGAACACAAGAUGGCUUUUACAGGGGAUGCUCUCAUGAUAAGAGGAUGUGGAAGGACUGACUUCCAACAAGGAAAUGCAUCUCGUCUGUAUGAUUCUGUCCAUUCACAAAUAUUUACCUUGCCAGACAAUUUCAAAUUGUACACAGCUCAUGAUUAUAAAGGUCGUACGUUAACCACAGUUGAAGAAGAGAAGAAGUUUAAUCCACGUUUAACACAAACAAAAGAAAAGUUUAUUGAAAUAAUGAACAAUCUUAAUCUCUCUCCUCCCAAGUUUAUUGAUAAAGCUGUUCCAGCCAACCUUGUCUGUGGAAUAUUCGACCCGUAGUAUGCCAAUUACCUUCUUCGCUUAUUGUGCGUUUUUGUUUUUUUAACAUGUACUUUACAAGUUCAAAUUUUUUAUUCGAAGGCUCUCACCCUGACGUGGGCCAAAUCCGGCCUGUUGGGUGAUUCAUU
Messenger RNA from Styela clava, 885 nucleotides. NCBI's taxonomy places the organism in Eukaryota, Metazoa, Chordata, Ascidiacea, Stolidobranchia, Styelidae. The record is from RefSeq and is a predicted model, not a curated record.